UCUGUGUGUAGUUUAUAAUCAAAGUCCAAAUAGUCGUUUGGACUUUGUCCCACUGUCUCUCUCACUCUCUGCAGUAUCUUGUGGUCGAUCGAUCAGGAAGUCAAAUGGCUGAAAUGGACGACGCGUCUCAGAGUCAAGAUCACCUGGCAGAGGGGCGGGGCCAUAAGGCAGUCGAGGUUAACCUGCCAAUGGAAGAUAACAGAAAUAAGAAGCUGCAAAUAAGAGCACAGGUGGUGGGGUCAGAUAUGAUUUACACCAUUGAAGACGUCCCACCCUGGUACCUGUGUAUUCUACUGGGACUGCAGCAUUACUUGACGUGUUUCAGCGGCACGGUGGCGGUGCCAUUUCUUCUGGCCGAGGCCAUGUGUGUUGGUCGAGACCAGAACACCAUCAGUCAGCUGAUUGGAACCAUUUUCACCACCGUGGGAAUCACAACCCUGAUCCAGACCACCGUGGGAGUCAGACUUCCUCUCUUCCAGGCCAGUGCAUUUGCAUUCCUGAUUCCCGCUCAGGCGAUUCUGAGUCUGGACCGAUGGACGUGUCCCACAGAGGAGGAGAUUUAUGGGAACUGGAGUCUUCCUCUGAACACGUCACAUGUCUGGCAGCCACGGAUCAGAGAGAUCCAGGGCGCCAUCAUGGUGUCCAGUGUGGUGGAGCUGGUCAUCGGUCUCUGUGGGUUACCAGGUCUGCUGCUGGACUACAUCGGCCCCCUCACCAUCACUCCCACUGUCUCACUGAUUGGACUGUCUGUCUUCACCACAGCUGGGGACAGAGCCGGGUCCCACUGGGGCCUUUCCGCACUGUGUAUUUUGCUCAUCGUGCUGUUUGCUCAGUACCUGAGAGCGACAUCACUUCCUGUUCCUGUUUACAGCAGGGAGAAAGGCCUGACCUCCACCAAAGUCCAGAUCUUCAAAAUGUUUCCUAACUCAACCAGCCUGGAGCUGACAUAA
Molecule: messenger RNA, 950 nt
Organism: Epinephelus lanceolatus (giant grouper)
Lineage: Eukaryota; Metazoa; Chordata; Actinopteri; Perciformes; Serranidae
Source: RefSeq, a predicted model, not a curated record